Molecule: messenger RNA, 441 nt
Organism: Pyrenophora tritici-repentis Pt-1C-BFP
Lineage: Eukaryota; Fungi; Ascomycota; Dothideomycetes; Pleosporales; Pleosporaceae
Source: RefSeq, a predicted model, not a curated record
AUGUCCGACUACUCCGGCCCCGGCCUUUACGAAAUCAUCCCCCAACAUGCUCAGAAAAUGAGCGUCAAUGUCUGGGGCGGCGCAACAACCGCCGGCACCGAGGUCAAGCUAUAUGACCGAACCCCCACUGCCAAAAACACACACUUUGAAAUUGUGGCAGCAGGAGGCACUUCCGCAAAACCAGAGAUUGGAGACCGUGAAUACCACAUCAUCGCGGGCAACUCUGGGCUCUACCUUGCAUGCGACGUGCAGCUUCGCGCCCCUCUCGACGCCAGUAUCCGCUGGAAGCUAGCCCACGUUGGAAACGGAGCUUUCUGUGUCAAUGGCAAGAAACAGCUCAAUGUUCGUGGCGCGGGCAAGGAGAAUGGAACUGAGAUGAUCAUGUACGAUAUGUCGCCCAAGAGUGAGAAUGCGCAGUUCAUUCUCAAGGCUGUUGUUUGA